CAAAAAACCAUCAAACCCUUCUAAGCCUGACCCAUCAUCAUCUUCCCAAACCACCCAACCCCAAGCGUCAUAAUCUCAGGCAAAAAACUCCAUGACCAUAGCCUUCAGCACCACCAAAUCAGCCAUUAAUUCCCUUUUCCCAAACGCCAGAUCUGCUGAAAUCAAACAAAGAUAUGGUUCUGAACCUAAGCCAGAACAAUCGAAAGUUUGAAGCUUUUGAGAGUAGAUCGAGCCAACCAAGUGAAGGACGAAGGGAAGUGCUUGAGCUUGAUCAGGGCAUGAAUUAAUGGCUUAGGUUUUGAGAUCCCCAUCUUAGUUUGAACACGAUUUCUCCUUCGCGUGCGGUUGUUGGUGCGAUUUCAGAGGAAGAAAGGGAAGAGCAACAACAUUCAGAUAUGCAAUGGUGAUGGUGGCAUCACCAUUGCAGAUCUGAAUGUUGGCAUGAAUAAUGUCGAUUCAUUGCUGAAGGGCCCAAUAUCUGAACAUAUAGACCUCGUGCUUAGUUACUCUAGUUUGUUGUAUGGCUAGGAAAAGAGCAGGAUUUAAUAAACGUGAAGAUGAUUUCCCAUCUUUGAGAGAAUACAAUGAUUACUUGGAGCAAGUAGAGGACAUGACGUUUAACUUGAUUGAAGGAGUUGAUGUCGCUGCUAUUGAAGCAAAGAUUGCUAAAUACCAGGAAGAAAAUUCAGAACAAAUAAUGGUUAAUCGAGCCCGUAAGGCUGAAGAAUUAGCUGCAGCUUUGGCAGCAAGUAAGGGACAAGCUGCCCAAACUGCUAAUGAUGUGACUUUGGUGCUGUUCCUCAGGGACAAUAUGCACCUACAUUUGCAGGACAGCCUAGACCAACCGGCAUGGCUCCACAGCCUUUACCACUCGGAGGGAGUGUCAUGCCGGGCUAUGCAGGUGAUGACGAUGAAACGAUGAGGCUACGAGCGGAGAGAGGAGCAAGGGCUGGAGGAUGGAGUCUAGAAAUAAGCAGGAAGAGGGCACUUGAAGAAGCUUUUGGAAGCAUGUGGGUUUGUUGAAGGCAUAUUGCCUAUUUAAGAUGUUAAGAUAAUUUCAAAACUCUGUAGGCCAUGGAAAUUCCAUUGUAUCACACCAGCUAUUCACAUGGUUAUUCUGAUGUAAAUGGGGUAUAAUGUAAGAUUUGUUACAUUUUUGUUUGGUCAUCCAUAUUAAAUUUCAUAACGGGAUGUUUUAGCUCA
Messenger RNA from Lotus japonicus, 1203 nucleotides. RefSeq lists its product as uncharacterized. Lineage: Eukaryota; Viridiplantae; Streptophyta; Magnoliopsida; Fabales; Fabaceae. The record is from RefSeq and is a predicted model, not a curated record. Bases 521 to 922 code for a protein of 133 amino acids. The transcript is spliced from 5 exons. Gene Ontology annotation, cellular component: transcription factor TFIIH holo complex. Gene Ontology annotation, biological process: DNA repair; regulation of cyclin-dependent protein serine/threonine kinase activity; regulation of transcription by RNA polymerase II.